This is a messenger RNA of Psammomys obesus (fat sand rat), 1128 nucleotides long. Its product is annotated as neuropeptide Y receptor type 4. Gene Ontology annotation, cellular component: plasma membrane; neuron projection. Gene Ontology annotation, molecular function: pancreatic polypeptide receptor activity; neuropeptide binding. The coding region runs from base 1 to 1128 and encodes 375 amino acids. Lineage: Eukaryota; Metazoa; Chordata; Mammalia; Rodentia; Muridae. The transcript has a single exon. Gene Ontology annotation, biological process: G protein-coupled receptor signaling pathway. The record is from RefSeq and is a predicted model, not a curated record.
AUGAAUACCUCUCAUUUCCUGGCCUCCCUCUUUCCAGGAUUCCUACGGGGCACGAAUGGGACCAAUCCAAUGGAUUUCCUCUACAACUUCUCUGACGGCUGCCAUGAUUCUGCAAACCUGCUGGCCUUCAUCAUCACCACCUAUAGCAUCGAGACCAUCUUGGGGGUCCUGGGAAACCUCUGCUUGAUAUAUGUGACCACAAGGCAAAAGGAAAAGUCUAGUGUGACCAACUUACUCAUUGCCAACCUGGCCUUCUCUGACUUCCUCAUGUGCCUCAUCUGCCAGCCACUCACAGUCACUUACACCAUCAUGGACUACUGGAUCUUUGGUGAAAUCCUUUGCAAGAUGUUAACCUUUAUCCAGUGUAUGUCGGUGACAGUCUCCAUCCUCUCAUUGGUCCUUGUGGCCCUGGAGAGGCACCAGCUCAUCAUCAAUCCAACAGGCUGGAAGCCAAGUAUUUUCCAAGCCUACCUGGGGAUUGUGGUCAUCUGGAUCAUUUCUUGCUUCCUCUCCUUACCCUUCCUGGCCAAUAGCAUCCUAAAUGACCUCUUUCAUUACAACCACUCAAAGGCUGUAGAGUUUCUAGAGGACAAAGAAGUCUGCUUUGUAUCCUGGUCCUCAGACCAGCACCGUCUCAUCUACACCACCUUUCUGCUGCUCUUUCAGUACUGUAUCCCUCUGAUCUUCAUCCUGGUCUGCUACGUGCGCAUCUACCAGCGCCUGUGGAGGCAGCGGCACAUGUUCCAUAAAGAUGCUUGCAGCUCACGAAUGGGACAGAUGAAGCGGAUCAAUGGCAUGCUCAUGGCCAUGGUGGCUGUCUUCGCAGUUCUCUGGCUGCCCCUGCAUGUGUUCAACACAUUGGAGGACUGGUACCAGGAGGCCAUCCCUGCUUGCCAUGGCAACCUCAUCUUCUUGAUAUGUCACCUGUUUGCCAUGGCUUCCACCUGUGUCAACCCUUUCAUCUACGGCUUUCUCAACACCAACUUCAAGAAGGAUAUCAGGGCUCUGGUGCUGACCUGCCAUUGCAGGCCACCCCGAAGGGAGUCUGAGCAUCUGCCCCUGUCCACGGUGCACACGGACCUCUCCAAAGGCUCUCUGAGGCUAGGUAGCAAGUCCAAUUUCAUAUAG